Molecule: messenger RNA, 5500 nt
Organism: Scleropages formosus (Asian bonytongue)
Lineage: Eukaryota; Metazoa; Chordata; Actinopteri; Osteoglossiformes; Osteoglossidae
Gene: trpn1
Product: transient receptor potential cation channel, subfamily N, member 1
Exons: 29
Coding region: 78-5021 (1647 amino acids)
Biological process (GO): calcium ion transmembrane transport
Cellular component (GO): membrane
Molecular function (GO): calcium channel activity; protein binding
Source: RefSeq, a predicted model, not a curated record
CCACGCGCACGCCACGUGCACCUCCCGAAAAGAGCGAGUGGGACCGGCGCCGGUGUAGCGCACUGAGGCACAGCGCGAUGAACGAACACGCAGAAAAUCCGCCAACAGGUCAGGCAGACGUUGAUGUCGAUGCCGAUGCCGACGCCGAUGUCGCAGCUGAAGCAGAUGCUGAGAAGAUGCCAGAGAGUUUGUCUCCAGCCUCCGACCAGCGGCCCCUCCAGCUGGCGCUGCGCGGGUCAUGGGAAGCGCUGGAGCACCUCCUCCGGACCCUGGAUAAAGGAGACCCCGAAAUUGCCCAGGUGGACCAGGAGUCUGGUCUAAAUGUGUUGAUGAUCGCAGUCAAAGAAAAUCGAAUUUCCGUGGUGGUGAAGCUUCUGGACUUGGGGCUGAAUCCCAAUGAACAGACAACGGACGGUCGGACCGCGCUUCAUGUGGCUGCUGCGCAUUCAAAGGAGGACAUUGUCAAACUGCUGGUGAAGAAAGUAGACCCCAAUAUCCAGGGAGGGGAAAAGAACCAACUCCCCCUACACUAUGCAGCCAGCCAGGCAACGGGUGCCAUCAACGUUGUCCAGACCUUGCUCAAGUGUUCAAAAAAAGAGGCCCGUCUUGUACAAGACAAGGACGGCUACCUUCCUUUGUUCCUCGCUAUAGAGGCAGGAAAUAUGGGGACCGUGAAGGAACUCCUUGGAGCCUUAACUGAAGCCCAGCUCACAGCUCGGAGGAAGGAGAAUGGAGACAGCGCCCUUCACAUCAGCUGCCGGAGAAGAGAUGUAGAAAUGGUCAAGGUCCUGGCAGAACACGGUGCCAACGUUGACAUGCAGAACGACAAAGGACAGACCCCUUUACACAUAGCUGCAGGGUUAGGGGAUGAGCCCCUGCUGAAGUACCUCUGCUAUUGCAGGGCCAACCCCAACAUCAUGGACAAGAAAGACCGCACCCCUCUACACAUUGUUGCUGAACGAGGUUUUACAAAUCUGGUUGAGAUCCUGACAGAAAGGUUCAGGUCCAGCGUGUUGGCCCGAACUAAGGACGGAAGCACAUUGAUGCACGUUGCUUCUCAGAGUGGACACCCGGAUACAGCGCUGGCUUUUCUGAAGAAGGGGGUCCCUCUGUACAUGCCCAACAAGUCAGGAGCAGUGUGCCUCCACGCAGCUGCAAGGUCCGGACACGCGGGUGUAGUGAAGGCUCUGCUCCUCAAAGGGGCACAAGUGGAUACGAUCACCAAGGACGGCUACACGGCGCUCCACCUGGCCGUGCAGGCCUGCAAGCCACUGGUGGUGGAGACCCUGCUGGGCUUUGGGGCCCAAGUGCAGUGCAAAGGGGGCAAGGCCAAGGAGACCCCACUGCACAUUGCUGCCCAGGUGAAGGAAGGCAAAAAUGUGGCAGAGAUGCUGCUCAAAAGCGGGGCAGACGUCAACGCAGAGCAGGAGAACGGGGAGACGGCCGUGCACGUAGCCGCCCGGCAUGGCAACCUGCAGACGUUGAAGGCCCUCAUAGAGGAAGGUGGAGAUGUCACCUGGCAAUCUAAGGCUGGGGAGAACCCGCUGCACAUCGCAGCGCGCCAUUGCCGUGCUCACAUUGUGAGGGAGAUCCUCACCUACCUGGCUAAUGAAAGGAGCUACAGCGAGGCACAGCGAUGUGUCUGCCAGGAGAACCAUGCAGGGGAGACACCCUUGCACCUGGCCGCAGCGCUGAAGAAGGAGAUGGCCCACAGCGAAGGAGAGCGCAUCGACAUCAUCACGGCUCUCAUGGAAUAUGAUGCCGAUGCCGCUGCAGCCACCAAAGAGGCAGGGGAGACCCCUUUGCACUACUGCGCCAGGGUGGGAAACAGUGAUGUUCUGCAGGCGAUCCUGAGCAAUGUCGAGGACAAUAGUCUGUCCCUGGUUGUCAACAAGCAUGCCAAGAAUGGCCGGUCACCCCUGCUGCUGGCUGCUGAGGGAGGCCACACAGAGGUUGUGAAGGUCCUGCUACAGAACCAUGCCAGGGUGGACAUCUUUGAUGAGCAAGGCAAGGCUGCCCUGCACCUGGCUGCAGAACAUGGGUACGAGGAGAUUGCAGACAUCCUGCUGUCCAACAAAGCCUUUGUUAAUGCCAAGACCAAGCUGGGUAUGACACCACUACACCUAGGUGCCCAGAGCGGCUCUACCUGCCUGGUGAUGCUGCUGGUGAAUACGCACCUGGCCAGCAUUGAUGCGCUUACCCUGAAGAAACAGACACCCUUACAUCUGGCUGCUCUCUACGGAGAGCUGGACGUGUGCAGCGCUUUACUCAACAUGAAUGCUGACGUCAACGCUUGUGACAUGCAUGGACAGAGUCCCCUGCACCUUGCAGCAGAGAGCAACCACUCUGAGGUGGUGAAGCUCUUCCUGAACCACCGGCCAGAGCUGGCCAGCCUGGCCAACGUGGAGGGUUCCACUUGUGCUCACAUUGCUGCCUCCAAGGGCAGCGUGGCUGUCAUCAGGGAGCUGCUCAAGUUCAGCAAAGGGGGAGUGAUGUCAGCACACAGCAAGGCCAAGGGCUCCUCCCCGUUGCACUUAGCAGCUGCCGGCGGCCAUAAGGAGGUGGUAAAGAUUUUGCUGGAGGCGGGUGCUUCCACGACGGAGGAGGAUUUGGAUGGAAUGACAGCGAUUCACUUAGCAGCUAAGAACGGACAUACACACCUCCUGGAAGUUCUAAAGGGCCACAUCUCCUUCAAAAUCAGCAGUGCCAAGACAGGGCUGACAGCCCUCCAUAUAGCUGCCUCUUUUGGGCAGGAGGACUUUGCACACGAGCUCCUUACCGAAGUGCCUGCCACCAUUUGCAGCAUGCCCCCUAUUGGCAGCUUCAGGGACAGCAUAAUUAGGCAUCAGCUGCUCUCAGAGGCUGGUUAUACUCCUUUGCACCUAGCAGCACAAUCGGGCCACGAGGGCUUGGUGAGGCUGCUGCUGAACUACCCCGAUGUUCAGGCUGACGCGCAGACGGAUAAAGAGGGCUCGACCCCCCUCCACCUGGCUGCUCAGAAUGGCCACAUAGCCGUUCUGGGUCUCUUGCUCAGCAGGUCCAGCUCGUACCUCCACCUGAACGACCUGAAGGGGCGCACCUGUCUGCACGGGGCAGCAGCCCGCGGACACAUCGCCACGGCCAGGAUGCUGCUGGGCCAGGGGGCCGAGGUCAACCACACGGACAAGAACGGGUGGACCCCCCUGCACUACGCAGCCAAUUCGGGCUGCCUGGAAAUGGUGCGAUUCCUGGUGGAAAGCGGGGCAUCGGUGCUCUUAGAGUGUCAGCACGGCCGUACGCCUCUCCAGCACGCGGCAGAGGGAAACCACCACGACACCGUCAGCUUCCUUCUUUGCAGGAGCAACAACACGCUGCGGCUGCUUGAGGAUAAAAAGUUCAUUUUUGACCUUAUGGUGUGUGGAAAGCUCAACAACAACAUAGUCAUCCAGGAGUUCGUGCUGCACUCCGCGGCCCCUCUAGACACUGCAGUAAAGCUGUCGCGGGCGCUGGACCAGGCGGCGUUGCGCGAGAAGGAGCGAUCCGUGGAUCUGCUGGACACAGCACGACACUGCGAGGCCAUUGCCACCGAGCUGCUCACUGUGGCCUCGGAGAGCACGUCCACUGAUACAAUUCUGCGGGCCGUGGACCACCGUGGUGCCACAGUGCUCGACUGCCUCAUUGAGUGUCAGAAGAAGGCAGUGGUGGCUCACCCAGCCGUGCAGGAGUACCUAACAGAGGUGUGGCACGGCGGCCUUCGGUGGGCCUCUUGGAAGAUCGUUCUGCUUUUCCUCGGCCUGCUGUUCUGUCCCCCGCUCUGGCUGAUCCUCUCUCUGCCCUUCAGGCACAAGUUUAAUGCCAUCCCCAUCAUCAAGUUUAUGAAUUAUCUGGUGUCUCACAUCAUCCUUCUCUUCCUGUUCAUCCUCACCAUCGUCUACCCGCCCAGCAACACUAACUGUCUGAAUCACCUGCUGCCGAACUGGAGCGAGUGGCUGCUGCUACUCUGGCUAUGUGGGAUGUUGGUGACUGAGCUGACACAGCCCGGGUUACAGGCUGUCCUGCCUUGCGUGCGGCUCCUGGUUCUGGCCUUCUCCGGCGUUGCCUUCAUCUGCCACCUGGUGGCUUUUGGCUUUCAGGACACUGACCGCUUUCACUGCCUCUUUGCUCGCAACAUUUUCCUGGCUAUGGCGAUGACCCUCAGCUUUGUGCAGCUCCUAGAGUUUCUGACCUUCCAUCACCUCUUUGGACCUUGGGCUAUUAUCAUCAAAGACUUAAUGAAGGAUGUGGUCCGCUUCGCUGUCAUCCUGGUCCUCUUCCAUACUGCUUUUACCAUGAACCUCUCAGCUAUUUACCAGCCUUUUCACACUGCCGUUAACACUACUGAAUGUCACAGAGGCAACGGCACCAACAUGCGACCUUUGAACAUCUCUUAUAACCUCUUCUUUGCUCUCUUUGGCUUGACGGGGCUUGAUUCCAUGCCUUCCCUAAGCCAUUCUUCAAAGUUUGCAGAUAUCAUUACCCACAUAGUGUUUGGGAUCUACUUGGUGGUGACCAUCAUUGUCCUGAUCAACUUGCUAAUUGCUAUGAUGAGCGACACAUACCAGCGCAUCCAGGCCCAGUCAGACACUGAAUGGAAGUUCGGGAGGGCCGUGCUGAUUCGGGAUAUGAACGUUAAGUCUGGCACCCCUUCUCCUUUCAACCUCUUCACAAGCCUCUUCUUCUUCAUCAAGGUGCACUGCAAACGUGGAGGGAAAAUCUGCUCCUCUCAGGCCAGAGACCCGAUGACUGAAGAAGACAUGGAAGGACUGUCAGAUGUAUCUACUCUGGACAUAGUAGCACGUGCCUCCACUGGCUGGUUGAGGAGCAGUAAAAGAACAGGGAUCCUUCCAGAAGGUGGUUUCAUGGAGUCCUGUCACCAAGAUGAACUCAUAAGAGUGGAGCAAGUGACAGACUGGAAGGUGGUGGCACUACGCUAUCUCACCCUGAGGGGCGAGACUGACGAAAGUCUGCUAACGAAGGAAAACUGUGGCCCACUCUCUGCUUGACAAGAUUUCCUGAUUCCCUGAUGAGUUGCUCACCGGCCAUGUCUUUCUCUAAUUCUCACCUGCCCUAGGCCUGAAAAACUCAGUUGUGUCAGCUGAAGAAUUAUUUCCUUGUCUACAGUACAUGUUUUCAUUUGCAGAAAGUAUAAAAGUGGUCAGUACGGUAUUUGAUUUAUAGCUGUAAUUCACUAUAAGCUGGACUUGCAACUUCAUGUGAAAGGUCCAAAGACACUUUCGGCAAACUAGGAAUAUUUCAAAAGCUUAGGGUAUAAACUACAGCUUUUAGAACCCCACUGCUUAAUUAAUCAAAAACAUAUCUGCAAUGCAGUACUUGCAAGAAGUAGAUUAUGAUGCUAUAUGAACACAUUAUUGUUACAUAUUUUAUUCUUGUGACAUUUUUUCAUAUUACCAGCAAUGAAUUCCUUUAGAACUCCAUUUAUCAUCCUUAUUGAAGCUGUCAAAUGUCUAAACUGGAUUGCGCU